ACGCGAGCUGCACUCUCGUUGCCCUUGCCCAUACACACAUGACGACAGCCGCCGCCCUCGUGACGCUCGGCCUCGCCUUCACGGCGCCCGCCAGCCGCCUCGCGCCGCCGCGCGUCUCGUCUGCUCGGAUGAUGUGCGCCGCGGUCAUGCCUGAGACGCCGCCGGCUCUCGAGUCCGACUGCGGCUUUGACCACGUGCCUCUCUCGAUCGCGCUGCAGUCCGGCGACUUUCUGGAGGCGGACCAGAUCACCCGCGACGCGCUCAUCAAACUCGCGGGCGACUCCGCCGUCUCGCGCGGGUACGUCUACUUUGCAGAGGUGCCAAACCUGCCCGAGGCCGACCUCGCCACGAUCGAGCGGCUGUGGCUGGCGUACAGCGGGGGCAAGUUCGGCUACUCGGUGCAGGUCAAGGCGCUGCAGAGCAAAAAGGUCAACAACAACCUCGAGAAGCUCUUCGACAAGAUUGGCUGGAGGAACGAGAAGGGGCAGCUGCUGCGCUGGCUGCCCGAGAAGGCGAACAACGAGUUCAUCUACGAGCUCGACGCCGCGCCCGAGGGCCACCUGCCGCUCACAAACACGCUGCGUGGCCAGCAGCUGAUCACAGCGCUCUUCAAGCACCCCGUAUGGGCGCGCGACGAGUUCCAGUGAGGGCGGCGGCGCAGGGCCGGGGCGAGGGGCACGCACGAGGCAGCAGGGGGCGCGUACUCCGGGAGGCGCCCGAGGCGGAGGCGCGUGGCGGCAGGCGAGGCGGCAGGCGAGGCGGCAGGCGAGGCGGCGGCAGCGUGCGUCCCCCGUGGGCGGGAGGCGCACCCCUCGCAUUGCUCGGAGCGCGUGCAGCGGCCGCUCCUUGAGACAUGGACCACUACUACGGGCGCCGCAGCGGGAUCCGCUGCUCCUCUCGUUUGCCGCGUUGGGUUUGUGCGUGUUCGCUCGUCGUGCUCGCUCUGGUUCGGGCAGUGACCGUGUAUCGCGUCUCGACGUAAAGAAAAAAACAACUGUUUUUUCAAAGGC
This is a messenger RNA of Emiliania huxleyi CCMP1516, 1010 nucleotides long. RefSeq lists its product as hypothetical. The record is from RefSeq and is a predicted model, not a curated record. NCBI's taxonomy places the organism in Eukaryota, Haptophyta, Isochrysidales, Noelaerhabdaceae. The coding region runs from base 39 to 647 and encodes 202 amino acids. Gene Ontology annotation, molecular function: tetrapyrrole binding. The transcript is spliced from 3 exons.